AUGGCGACAGGGAAUUUUCGUCUACCGCCCCAACUCGACAUAAAUUCUGGAAAUAUCUCAGAAAACUUCAAACGAUGGCGACGACAAGUCGAAGUGUAUUUAGCCGCUUCUGGAGCGACGGCGAAGGAAAAGCAAAUCCAAACAGCAAUCAUCUUGAAUUGUGCUGGAAACGAUGUCCUCGAAGUAUACGAUAAUUUGACGUGGAACGAGGAAGGAGAUAAAGAUGACCCCGAAAAAGUCUUCGAAGCACUCGAAAAAUACUGCAACCCACGAGACAACGAGGUGAUGGAAUCACAUCGCUUCUGGAACAUCGAGUAUCAAGAGCCCUUCGACAAAUUAUUCACUGAGCUACAAAGAAGAAUCACCGCAUGCAACUUUCUUGAAAAGGAUAGGAUGCUGAGAGACAAAAUCGUCUUCACAGUGACUGGAAAACUACAAGAGCUUCUAUUGAGAGAAGACAACCUCACACUCGACAAAACCCUGAAAAUAUGCAGAGCUUUCGAGCAAUCAAAUAAACAAGUAAAGGAGCUUAAAAACAACAUCGGAAGCGCCUCACAUUCAACUCCAUCUAAUCUGAACAAAGUCUCCAAGAAAUCCAACCCAAAACUGCAAGACAGGAGAACCAGAUCCAACAAGAGCAGCAUGUCGAAGGCAGGUAAUGACAAUUUACAGUUUGAUUGUAAAUAUUGUGGAUACAAACAUGAACGAAAACGAGAAAAAUGCCCAGCUUGGGGUAAGACAUGCGAUAAUUGCAAAGGCCUGAACCAUUUCAAAUCCAAAUGUUCGAAGAAAGUACAUGCUGUUGUGUCUCAAUCGGAGGAUCAUAAUGACCCUAAUAAUGACUUUGAUGACAAAUGGCUUUUCGCCAUUAAUGAUGAGGAAACUGGAGUCACAGCAAAUCUCUCUAUCAAUGACCAUAUCGUGAAAUUCCAACUGGACAGUGCUGCUGACGUAAAUACAAUUUGCCAAAAACAUGUUGGAAGGCAGCAAGUAUCUCCAACAAACAUUCGUCUCAACAUGUGGAACAAGACCAAUCUCAAACCUCUGGGUGAAACUUCUUUAACUACCACUAAUCCAAGUGACAACACUCAACAUGAAGUCAAAUUCAUUGUAGUUCCUAACGGCUUUACUAAUCUUCUUGGCCUGAAUACUAUACAGGAACUUGGUUUUAUAACCAUCAACUGUAAUGCCUUCAUUUCAAAAGUGUCUACUCCUCCACUGGGAACUGGAUCGGCUGGUAAGCAAAGGCGUAUUGGAACCAGUUACUGA
Molecule: messenger RNA, 1269 nt
Organism: Stylophora pistillata
Lineage: Eukaryota; Metazoa; Cnidaria; Anthozoa; Scleractinia; Pocilloporidae
Product: retrovirus-related Pol polyprotein from transposon 297
Biological process (GO): DNA integration
Molecular function (GO): nucleic acid binding
Source: RefSeq, a predicted model, not a curated record